AUGGCCACAGGCACGGAACGUAUCGAUCCUCCAGAGCAAAAUGGAGAGGAAGUGAGCAUUUUCAUCUGUGAUUCAAAGGAUGGUAAUACCACACAUCUAGACGUUGCUAAAAGUGCCAUAAAGCGUUUAAAAACCUUGAGACAUCCCUGCAUUCUCACCUAUGUUGACAGUUUAGAGAGCGAUAAAUUAGUAUAUUUAGUAACAGAGCCAGUCACACCUUUGUUAUCAUGGCUAUCAGAAAGUAAUCUUAACCAGGCUCAGCGUAGUACUGCUCUUUCUUGGGGCUUGUUUCAAGUAACGAAAGGUCUAAGUUUUUUGAACAAUGAUGGCAAAUUAAUCCACUACAAUGUGUGUGGAAGUAGUGUAUUUGUGACACCUGGUGGAGAAUGGAAAUUAGGUGGGGUAGAAUAUGCAAAUCCUGAUUCAUCGGUCUUCCCGGUAAAAAUUUUACCUCAACUCGAUGUCUACAAUCCACCCGAGAAGGCUGAUCCUUCGAGAAUGCGUACAACAACAAAGUGGGCAGCAGAUAUGUGGGGUCUUGGUUGUCUCAUAUGGGAAGCUUUUAAUGGCUUGCUUGAUCAGAGCUUUUCUCUUAAAACUACAUCAAAGGUUACGAAAACCUUGGUAGGAACAUACACACAAUUGGUUGGUGCAAAUCCGGCAGCCCGUCCUAACCCACAAACUGUAGUUGACAAUCUGAGGCAACCGGGAAACUAUUUUCACAAUGACCUGAUUGAGACGCUACUGUUUCUAGAAGAAAUUCAAAUUAAGGAUGCCACUGAGAAACAGAAGUUCUUUGGUGAAUUGUCUCCAAAGCUUGAAAACAUACCUGAUUUUGUAGCCACCAACAAAAUUCUACCUGCAGUUUAUGCUCAUGAGUUCUCCAAUGUGGGUCUCUGGUUGUCCCUUACUCCUCUUUUCAAGAUCGGCAAAUUACUUGAUGAAGCAGAGUACCAGCGGCAGAUCCUUCCUUGUGUUGUGAAACUUUUCUCGUCGAGUGAUAGAGCAACAAGAUUGAAACUUUUACAACAAAUUGAAAUGCUGGCUGAUCACAUGAAUCCAGCAACAGUUAAUGACCAAGUCUUCCCACAGCUAAUAGCAGGAUUUUUAGAUACCAAUCCUACAAUACGAGAACACACUGUAAAGUCUAUAAUGUAUUUAUCUACCAAGCUCAAUUACAAUAAUCUCAACAUUGAAGUUUUGAAGCAUUUUGCUCGUCUUCAAGCAAAAGAUGAAGAGGGUGGUAUUAGAACAAAUACCACAGUAUGUUUAGGUAAGAUAGCCAACGAUCUUCAUCCUGACGUGAGACAGAAGUGUUUGAUAUCAGCUUUUACUCGUGCUAUGCGAGAUCCUUUUCCCCCAGCAAGAAUUGCUGGUGUUAUGGCAUUAGCAGCAACACAGCAGUAUUACCCUUUGCAAGAUGUUGCAUCUAAAGUUCUGCCCAAUUUGUGUCACCUAACAUUAGAUCCUGAAAAAAAUGUGAGAGAUGCUGUUUUCCGUGUCUUGAAAGGUUUCUUGGGAAAAUUGGAAAAGGUUUCUGAAGACCCUUCAUUACGAGAAACAAUGGAAUCUGAAGUGAAAAGUGUGUCAGUUGGAGGAACUCAGCCAGCAUCUUGGGCAGGCUGGGCCGUAGGCGCCAUCACAUCAAAGUUUUACAAAACCAGCGCUGGAACUCCUCCUCUGCAACGACCAUCGACAGCUUCAUCCACAUCUGGUACUUUAACUCCAAGCACCAAAACAAGCAGCCUUGCCUCCACUCCUUCACAAGAUCAGAGCAGGUCUACAAGUCGAAUAUCAACUGCAGUAGUAAAUGAUGAAGAUAAGUCUGAUUAUGACGAGUGGGAAAAUUCCAAUUGGAAGUCUUUGGAUGAUUCUCCAGAAAAGAAGAAACCAUCAGCACCAGUUUCACAGAAGUCUCCUACUGUUUCCGAGGCUUUAGGUAGUGUGGAUGAUGUCACUGGUGGUGGAGAUGGAUGGGGAGAUGAGGACGAAGCGUGGGGUAGCUUAGAAGAUGGAGAACUUGAUGCAGCAGGGUGUGAUGACAAACAAGGCUUAGGGGCCAUGCUUAGCACAGAAUCGGCUAAAAGUUCUGGCACAGCCUCUCUAAGCUGGGAUACUACCCCAGCAGAAGACACUGAUGAUUUCUUCAAUUCCCUAGUUAGUGAUCAGAGCCAUAGCAACACAGCUGUUGUGUCACGGGUAUCUGCAACAAAACCAUCAAGUAGCAGUGGCUGGGAUGAAUGGGGUGGUGAUCAGAAUUCAGAAUCUAAUUCAGCGCAAGGGGGCAGUUCCAAGUCCGACGAACAGCGUCGACAGCGGGAGGAAAAGAGGCUGCAGAGACAAAAAGAGAUUGAGGCCAAGAGGGCAGCUCGUGCUGGACCUAUGAAGCUUGGUGCUAAGAAAAUUUAGUGUUGAUUAUUGGAAGGUUAAGAAAUAUCUGGAAGUUUCAAGCUGCAGAAACGACUGCUUUGUGCUCGAAUAAAAGUGUGUACGUAUUGUUAUUGGAGAGUUCGUAUGCUAGAUAUAAUAUAUUUUUCAUAUAUGCAUUAUUGUUGACUGUAAUUGUUACUAUGAAAAUGAUUUGUCUGUACAGAACUAUUUCGGUGAUACAGUGAGAGUGCUUAUGAAGUGUUGUGGACACUUGAAUGCUGAACUGCGUAAAUCACAUUUCAGAGUACAGUACUUUUCUUAUUUUAAAACUCGGAUUAUAAAUUGAAAUUUUGGCUUUAUAAUAAUAAGCAAGUAAAAUUUAAACAUUUAAAAGUGUUCUUGGAUUAAUCAGUUUGUCAGUUUCUUUUCCUGAAUAGUGUAAGAUUCAGCCCAAUAAAUCACUUAAAAGUGUAGCGUGAAAGUAUAAGAGGAAGAAUGUCAAGAGCUACAUACAAACUUUAAAGGAAAGAAGAUUCGUAAGAAAGGAUUGGUACCUGAAAUGAAAAUGCUCUCGCCACACACACAACUUAAGGCAAAAAUAUGGUGGAAGUUUUAAGUUUGACCUUUGGAAAAGCCAGUAAAGAAUGUCUUGUUCAAAAGCAGGUGAGUACAGUCAGAAGAUGAUUUACUAAAUGAUAGCAGAGUUUUAUUACUUGUAUAUCUUAGUUUAUGUAUUUAAUGGAGCAGUAGGAGAGACUAUUUUAUACUUUUUGUAGUUUUUUCUUUUUUUUGUGUGUAAAUUGUAUUGUACAGAGUUGGUAAGAAUAAUGCUAAAUGCACUUCAGGCAAAAUCAAGUAGGUACAUUAAGGAAACUACAGAACUUCUAUCUUUACAUCUGAUUUCCCUUUUCAGUGGUUUUGAUAAUAUCACAACUUUUAUUUUUAGAGACUUUUAUUUUUAGAGAAACAGCAAAGGAACUUAAGAAUUCUGUAGCAGUCUGAGAAUUGUAGCUUUGGCAAGCUAGUUUACAGAGAUUCACACAGCUAAUUAUAGGUGUUGUGAUAUUUUUAUAGUAUUUUCUUGUGAAGUUAAUUUUCUUAGACAUAACAGAAAAUGAAGAUUCCAAGCUUCAGUGCUUCCUUCAACUGGUAAAAUUUGCUGUGUAAACACACUAGGCUUUGUAAUUUUUGCCUUUUAGUUACAAUAAUAAUUCAGAUAACUUAAAUAUACAAGGCUUCCAAUACACAGGCACUUUUAAGGAAUUCCUUGAAUGUACAGGCACACCAGAUAUUCUAGCAUGACAAGGAAUUUCAAAGUUUUCACAAAGUAAAGGUAAUGUUCAGUGUUGACUAUUGUUUGGAAAUUUCAUAUAGCCUCCAUUUCAAAGAGAAAAAUGCUGCUUAAAUUUAAAAUAAAUCCCGACAACUGGAUUUUUGUUAGUCAAUUGUUACGUGUUCUAGAGAUUUGUUAAUAUUCUCACUGAGAAGGUGAAGUUUAGAAGCACGUGACCUGUAUUUUUUACUGAAAAAAAUUAAUUUAUUAAGCAGUAGUGACUCCAUGCAUGUCUGUUUGUGACUGAUUCUGAUUUUCAGGUGGUAGAGAAACUAAAGGGAAUUAUGGAAGCCUUUUAUCAAAGCAAAAUAACCUUUGAAGAAUAGACAGCAUGUGCUGUCUUGACAGUGCUUCAUAAAGUCUUACCUCUUGUAUGUUUUACGAAAGCAAAAAUUAUGUGAAAGGUUUCUAUCUCUCUCUCUCUCUCUCUUGAGACCUUACCUUACAGACCUUACAUCUUGUUCGGGUUGCCCCAGGUCCCUCAGUGUGAGGCACCUCUGAUGCCUACCAGAGAGUUGCUAGUACAUCUUCCAGUAUAUUUUGCAUCUUCCAAUCUUGGAUGGUCUGGGAUGCAGAGAGAGAGAGAGAGAGAGAGAGAGAGAGAGAGAGAGAGAGAGAGAGAGAAUCUUUGCUCUCAUAGUGGCCUGAAGCAUAUUUGCUUAAAGUGGAAGGUAAAAAUUGGAACAGAACUGUGAAGGCAAACAGCUGUGUGGAAAAUGGACUUUCUUACAUGUAUUUGGUGGUUAAAAGGAUGCUGGCAAAGAUUUUUAAAAUACCACUCACAGUUUGCCAUACAAGCUGUAUUGCAGGUGAUACCCUUGUGCAGGAAUAUUUCAACUUGAAGGUUGUGAUUUUAAAUGAGUGAUGAAAACUAGAGAUUGGAAUAAGGUAAAGUCAAAGAAAUUACAACGAGGAGAGAAGAGGCCUAAGGUAGUAUUUGAAAUGGAAAAGGCAGAAAGAAAGCAAGGCAGCUGAGGGCAAAAUUUAUUUUUAAAAUAUGAGCAUGAAAGCAAGUGCAAUAUUUAAGGUGACCUAGUGCAAUGGUUUUGCAAACUGAUUAAGUUUAUGUAAGGGAGAAAAAACACCUUAAGUUUUAAAUUGUGCUCUGUUGUUUCUAAUAUAAUUUUCAUUUAGCUAAGCAAUAUUUCUAUACCGAGAUCUAAGAUUAUGUAGUCGGCAACAACAGAUUAUACAAUAAAAAUGUUUUAAUUGUAGACAUUUACAGUAUGGCCAAGGCUGACCUUGUAUUAUGUAAUUUUUUUGUAGCCUAGCUUUUAUUUGUUAAAAAACAAAGUGAUUUGCAUAAGGUAACAUGUUUCAAGAGACUGUAAUUUCAAAAUUAAAAAUCAUGGGAUUUACCUUGCUCAUUAAAGUUAAGAUCUGUUGCAGUGAUUGUUACUAGUAUAACUAUAUGAAUACAGUAAGAAGGGUUUACUUUUAAUUUGCUAUGAAUUUAUUUUCUUCUUUUCCUAGUUUUAAAGAAAGAUAAAAGCAUCUCAAAGAGACCAGAAGUUACAUAAAAUAAUUUUUGAGAAAUUACCUCUUCUAGAGUUAUUACCGUCCACCUGAAGUUAGUUACGUACUUGUGACCUGUAGCAUAGUCGUUUUGAUAAUGCCAGUACUUCAUUUGUAAUUCAGUCUAUUCAUUCCAUCUGUCCAGUUACCAAAGUAGGUUUUGGGUAGAUAUGGCAAUAUAUGUUGCCAGCUUAUGAUUGCUUGAAAUCGAUGUUUCCAAUAUAAUUGGCUUACUUUGCCUAGAUGCAAAAUAUUUCUCUGGUAAUACAUCUGAAUGCUUAUAGUAUAUAUAUACAAAGCACCCUCACCUUAUAUAAAUUAUGAACAUGCUGAUUUAUGUUGAUGAUAAAAUACAAGCGCACAAAAGGUGAGCUUGUAUUAAAUAACCUAUGCAGGUCAAACAUAAACGGUCUAAGAGCUUUUUAAUAAUUAUGCUUUAUCUUGCUGUAGGCUAAUAAAAAUACAGCUGGCUGUGUCAUUUUGAGUAAAAGGCAGAAGAUGAAGCAACAAAGUCCUGAAUCCUCCGUCUGACCCGAGAACGAGGGGGAGAGGGGGAGGAGGAGGAGAAGAAGCCCUCCUCCUAUAAUACUUCUUGCUAUUAAGUACAGGAUAACUCAUGAAAACCAGUCCAACCUAUUUACCACCGCUUGAAGAAAUGUCGCUAAUGGCUCAGCAAGAGACAAAGAUGGUAAUGACGUCCCAACAACAGACGGUGGAAGAGACAACACUGCAGCUGACAUCAUAGGCUGAGAGGAUGCUGGGAGUGACGUCAGUGCAUUCAGAAUGGCAGCACGAGUCAGUGGCCUUAAUGGCAGUGAGAUACGAGGCAGCCCAGUAAGUGUCAGAGGCAGUGGAAGAAAAGGAAGGAGACAGGCAUUACAAAGUAGCAGAUGGAGAAUUUCUGGAAGAAGGGUACGUCAAACUGUCCAUUCAGGGAGGCGAGAAACCUUCCCAAGAAGGACAAGUAGAUAAUCUACAGUGCUCCCUCGUCUUGUAGAAAGUCUUCCACUGUGACACAGGCCAGGAAUGACACUCCGGGCAAGGGUUAGUGAUAGCACAAAAAUUGGAAUGGCACCAGCUGCAAGUGGUAUGGAGGUCAGUAAUGGAAGAUGCCAAAAACCUCUUAACACAGAAAUCAUGGAAUGCUCGGACACAUGCGUUGAUGGGAUCUAGAACUCUUGGUGGAGGCCAUGAUAAAGGACAAGCAGGAACACACACACACUGAAAUUAAAAGACAAAUAAGAAAUGGGAUUGGGAAGGAGAGUGCAAAAGCAAGACUACUCUCCAAGGCUGUCAAGGAAAGACGAAGGAAAGACAACGCGUCACGAGGUACCAUGCCCGUCGGUGACCAGCUUUCACCUUGUAUCCGCAUGAGUCGCCAGAUGCCACAGAUUCCUUGCUUGACAAUCUUUGAAUGUUUGAACCAGUUUCCAGCUGGUGCUAGAAGAUUAUCCUAUUAUUAGGUUUGUUCUGCAUGUGAACAAAGAUGUUUUAAUAAUUUCUUGCAUGUAAAUUGCACUAAUAGGCUAAUACUUUAAAUAGCGUGAAAUAAUGUCUGAGGCUGUUUGAGGGAAUUUUAUUCACUGGAAGGUGGGAAAUUUCAGUUAAUACAAGGCAAUGGUAUUGUGGUUUCCUUUUCAGAAUACUUUGCAUAGUUAAAUAAUUUUUCUAUAUGUCCUGGGCUCUUUGAUAUAAAAAGUAUUUAGUCAAAUAUUGAGUACACUGGGCUCUUAUGAGUAUUUUGUCAAAUAUUGAGUCUACUACUAGGCUCUUUCACGAGUAUUUUGUCAAAAAACUUAUUGAGCUGAAGUUUGAAAUCUCAUUGAGUUCCUGUCUAAGAGGUGUCAACAUAUAUGCGUCGCAAGGGGCUAGCCUAGACAUUGUUUUUCAUUGUAAGGCAUUGGAGCAGUACUUAGAAUGAAUAAAUAAAGGUUACAAUAAGAAGGUGAUUUACACUGAUUUGGAAUAAAAGCAUGCUUAAGAGUCUGUAAAAUAAAAAAAUCUGGCAACCCUGUGAAGGGGAGAGGACAACUCAAUUUUUGUUUCAGGUACAGAGAAACCUGAAAUAAGUGCUCACCAGUGGAAGAUUCGCCCUCAGAAAGGAAUAAGGCUCCAAAGAGAUGCCAGAAUGGUUGUCCUCUCCCGUUCCAGGAUUUCCACUGAAUGCUCAGUGGGAGUCAAUGAAGAAGAAAUGUCUCCCUUAUGUUGGAAGCUUAACAGGUGCAUGGAGAGUGCUGAAAACCUCACUGGUUGUCAUUGCCAGUGUAUUGGAAGAUCAUGUCUGUAAACUGGAAAAGUCACCUUUAAUGACAUUAGCCAACUGAACACGAAACAUGGACAAUCAGAAACUAGGCCUAAGUUAUAUAUUUGCCACAUUUUUUUUUAUUUUACUGACUGUUAAGUAUGCCUUUAUUCCAAUUCAGUGAAAAUCACCUUAUUAUAACAUUUAUUUAUUCAAUUCUAAGUACCGUUCCAAUGCCUUACAAUGAAAAACAAUGUCUAGGCUAGCCUCUUGCGCCGCACAUCUGUUGACACUCCUUAGACAGGAACUCAAUGAGAUUUCAAACUUCACAUCAUUAAGUUAUUUGACAAAAUACUCCUGAAAGAGCCUAGUAUACUCAAUAUUUGACAAAAUACCCUUAUAAGAGCCCAGUGUACUCAAUAUUUGACUAAAUACUCUUUUUAUAUCAAAGGGCCCAGGACAUAUACAAUAAAAAAUAUUUAACUAUGAAAAGGAAACCACAAUACCAUUUCCUCGUUUUACCUGAAAUUUCCCACCUUCCAGAGAAUGAAACCCUCAAACAGCCUCACAGACAUUAUUUCAUGCUAUUUAAAGUACUAUGGCAAUCCUUUGGUCACUGGAGAAUCCAGCAUUUCUGAGCAGCUUGGCCACCUCCCAUAUGGUAAGGUGGCACUUGUGACUGCUUAACAGUGACUGUGACGAUUUCAACAGUCACUAGCUAUCAUACAGCCCCCACUUACACUGUCUCUACGUUUGCACCUUUGAUGAUGUGUCCAGAGGAGCUGGGGAUGGUAUUCCUUUGUUAUCUUUGUUCUCCCUUUCAGCUGCCCCAAAGCAGUACAACUGGAUGUUCAUCACGGCAGAUGUAACAAUCUCCCUUUUAGGAAAAGACUUCCUAAAAGCCCACAACAAGAUGGUAGACAUAACAAAACAGCAGCUGACCAUGCAACCCGCCUCCGUACCCCAACUCCAGCUCUAGAGAUAAGUCACCUCCUACAGGAGUUCCCGGAGCUAUAAGGAUGACCUGCAACACAACCUGACCAAACCCACAAAGCACCAUGUCCAGCAGCACAAAGUCACUGAAGGUCCCCCAGUAUAUGCCAGUUUCAGACAUUUGCCCCCAGAAAAACUUAUCCAUGCCAAACAAGAUUUCUGGGACAUGGAACAAGCAGGGAUAUGCUAAAAGCCUCCAGCCCCUGGGCAUCUCCCUUCCAAUGGUACCAAAACCUGAUGGCACAAGGUGAUCCUGCUGCACACACCGGAGACUCGACGUAAAGACAAUACCCAACCGGUACCCACUGCCAAACAUCACUAACAUAACAAACCAGAUGGAGGGUGCCAAAUUAUUUACGAAGAUCAACCUGCUGAAGUCCCAGUUGCAAGGGAAGAAAUACAAAAAUAACUGAUUAUUGCUCCCUUUGGUACGUACACCUUCAACUACAGCUGCUUCAGCCUUCAGAACUCGGAUACAACCUUCCAAUGUCUGAUGGACGAAGUCCUGAGCAACCUACCCUUCUGCAUUCUCUAUGUUGAUGACAAACUCAUAUUCAGCCCCAACAUCAGGCCACCCUUCUCAACUGGCACAUAGACCCAAAGGCAAAGUGGAGUAUAGACCAACAAGUGGGUGGGGCUUCCCUCUACCUGUUGAUAAUUAACUACGUACUUAAUCAGUCAGUUUAAACAGCUAGUUCAGCUUGCACUUGCAGGCUAAAUUCCUAUGCAAAGAACUUCAGGUUUGUAUGAUAGUUGAUAUACAAAGUAAACUUAAAAUUAGCUGUUUUGAAUAAUUUGUGAGCACAGAUCUAUUUGUAGUCUAAGCCAUACAGACAAGAUAAAACUUAAUUAUUGAAAGCCCAUCAUUAAUUUGUUUAAUCUGAGUAAACGUUCUUCGAUACAAGUUUGAAUUUUGUGUUUGUGCUGGUACAAUUAAAAAAAAAUGAUCAUACUUACGAUAUUUGUAAGGUAUGAUGGGUCUGUAUAUAAAAAAAUUCAAAAUGUUACCGAAGAAGUAAAAUCCAUCGAUACUGGAGACAUUAAUUUUUCACCAAUCACGAGCUACCCGUGCGCAUGUCCACAUCUUCAAUCGUGGGUGGACAAACUAGUUUAAACCAACUACUGUAGUAUAUAUAUAUAUACAACUGUGAUUGUUCCAUUCUUUGAACCCAUCACUUUGAAGUGUUUUUUUCCUGAUUUAUAAUUGUCAUAUGUGCCUUCUUUGCAGCAAAUUAUUUAGUUUUGCCUUCUUUGUAGCAAAUUUAGUUUAAUUCCAUUUUGCUGACGAUUCAGUACAUUGAAUAUAAAUAAGUAAAAUGUCUAUUUUUUAUUUUACAUGUUAGGAGACCUAAGGUUAAAAUGACCAAGAGUAAAGAUUCUGUUGCAGGUUUAGAUCUUUGGUAUUAAACACAUGGUAAUAACACUUAAGGAUCAUUCUGUCCUGUCUUUUGGAUGGUAAUGUAUAAAUAAUGAAUUGGUUGUAUUAAAUAAUUAUUAACUGUGAGUUAAAUAAUUAUUAACUGUGAGACUUGCCUUUUCAGCUCUCAGGGUCUCGCAUGUUUCCCCAUAAGAAUGAUUCUGUAGAAAUGUAUUCUGAUGUCUUUUUUUUAUAUAUAAUAUAUAUACAUAUGUAUUUCCUAAUACUUCAAUCAUAUGCUUUUCCAAAGCCUGUAGCUUGUUCUUGUUGAUAUUUUUUAUUCUGUAAAAAUAAAAAUCCUACUAGGCAUUAUUGUCAUGCAUUUAAGAAAACUGUAAGAUAAAAUCCUGUACAAUAAAUCUUAUUCAUAA
Messenger RNA from Macrobrachium nipponense, 10241 nucleotides. Its product is annotated as N-terminal kinase-like protein. Lineage: Eukaryota; Metazoa; Arthropoda; Malacostraca; Decapoda; Palaemonidae. Gene Ontology annotation, molecular function: protein kinase activity; ATP binding. The record is from RefSeq and is a predicted model, not a curated record. Gene Ontology annotation, biological process: protein phosphorylation.